AUGAAGGGACGUGAGAAUAUUUCGCAAGUGGAAGGGAUUGAUGAUGAAGAUGAUCUUGGGAUGGAACCCAUUGCUCUUUCUAGUCCACCAGCACAACAGUUUGGACAUGCAUCAAACAGGGACAAUGACACAGAGAAGAGAACUCAAGGUUUACAAAACAAAGUGGCUAUGAAGUUGGCUAGGUUUGUGGACACGAUAAGACAGAAUCUUGUGGCAGUCCAGAGGUUUGUUGAGGAUCUGUGGCUACGACAAUAUGGAUGUGCAGGCGAUCCAGACAUAACAAGGGCUUACCAGGUUUGGCCAGGGAAUAAUGUGUUUUUUUUCCAUGGACGACUCAUAUGUGGCCCAGAUCCUAGGGGAUUGCUGCUGACAACUGUUUCAAUAAUACUCUCAAGUUGGGUUUUUGCCAUGUAUAGUGAGGAUGAUUUGCCGCACGAUUCUGGUCUUAUCACAGCCUUUUCCUUGAUGUUAACAGUAACUGUUCUGUUCACCCUGUUUCUGGUUAGUACAAUUGAUCCAGGAAUUAUUCCUAGAAAUGAUGGAUCAUCUAUCGAGGAAACUGCUGGCACGAGCGAUGGAACCAGGAGAAAGAGGGUAACUGUUAAUGGGGUAGAACUCAAACUAAAAUACUGUCGCAUUUGCAAGUUUUUUAGGCCUCCCAGGAGUUGCCAUUGCGCCAUCUGUGAUAACUGUGUCGAGAAAUUUGAUCACCAUUGCCCGUGGAUCGGCCAAUGCAUUGCACUGAGAAACUAUCGAUUUUACCUAACAUUUAUCAUAUCAGCAUUGAUUUUCUUUGUGUACGUGUUUGCUUUCUCGUGCUGGAGAAUCCACCAAAGAAUGCUCAGAACUGGCACUGGAUUGCUUGGAAUGCUGAAGAACUGUCCUGAAACUCUGGCACUAGUAUCAUUUAGUUCUGCUACUAUCUUGUUCUUAGGCGGCCUUACUAUCUUCCAUGUAUUUCUGCUUGCAAGAAAUCAGACAGGCUAUGAGAAUUUCCGUCAACGCUACAUGGGGUCACAAAAUCCAUUUGACAAAGGGAUUCUGAGUAAUACCAUGGAGGUUUUGUUUGAACCAUUGCCGCCUUCUAGAGUUGAUUUUCGAGCUGAAGUAAUGAUGCCAAGAGGAGUGCUUGGGGGUCGUUGUGUCACAAUAAUGAGUGUCCACAUCACAGAGCUGGUGUCUUGGUUGGCAGAGACCACAGGUUGCAUGCGGUCAUGGCCAGAGUGUGGGAUGCUAACUGCUAGGGGCCGCUUGAGAUGGGCACCAAUGUUGGCAUUUAUGAAGGCCCAGUAA
This is a messenger RNA of Populus nigra (black poplar), 1293 nucleotides long. Its product is annotated as probable protein S-acyltransferase 6. The coding region runs from base 1 to 1293 and encodes 430 amino acids. Gene Ontology annotation, molecular function: protein-cysteine S-palmitoyltransferase activity. Gene Ontology annotation, cellular component: Golgi apparatus; endoplasmic reticulum. The record is from RefSeq and is a predicted model, not a curated record. NCBI's taxonomy places the organism in Eukaryota, Viridiplantae, Streptophyta, Magnoliopsida, Malpighiales, Salicaceae. The transcript is spliced from 6 exons. Gene Ontology annotation, biological process: peptidyl-L-cysteine S-palmitoylation; protein targeting to membrane.